AUGGUGAACCUACGCGAGUUCACUACGGGUUCCAACCUGCGGUACCCUCUCACAGUAUCGCGAAUUCACAAGAGGAAAGGUGAAAAGGUCAAGAGACAGGAAGCCGUCCUCCAAUACACCUACAAAUUCAAGCGCACAAUUGGCGAUCCCGACCUGGGCGAGGAGCGCGAAAUUGAGGAGACGGGUUAUGGUGAUUGGGAUUGCCCUUCGGAUGGCACCGUUCACAAGUGGUAUGUCAGCGAAAACGAUGUCAUCCAGCGCGAUCAGCCGCUUGUUGUAAUCGACGAACCCUGCUCUCAUGACACGCAGUUUGCCGGGCUAUGCACGAAAUGCGGCAAGGACAUGACCGAGUCCAAUUGGGCUGCCGAAGGGUUGGAUAUUGAUCGUGCCACAAUAUCCAUGGUCCACGACAAUGUCGCCCUCAAAGUCAGCGCCACUGAAGCUGAGAAGAAAGAGUUGGAAUUGCAGGAGCGUCUCCUCACCCAAAAAAAGCUCAGUCUCGUGGUCGAUCUGGAUCAGACAGUCAUUCACGCCUGUGUAGAGCCCACGAUAGGCGAAUGGCAGCGCGACCCGUCGAAUCCAAAUUACGAAUCCGUCAAGGAGGUGCGCAGCUUCCAGCUCGACGAUGGCCCCAAGCAUGACGAUUCGCCAAAGUGCUCCUACUACAUCAAGUUGCGUCCCGGCUUGGCUGGCUUCCUCGAGCGCAUUUCGGAACUCUACGAGAUGCACAUUUAUACAAUGGGAACUCGAGCAUAUGCAAAAGAGAUUGCAAAGAUCAUCGACCCCGAGCAAAAAUAUUUUGGCAACCGAAUUAUCAGCCGUGAUGAAAAUGGUAGCCUGGCUGCCAAGAGGUUGCAGCGUCUUUUCCCAGUCAGCACGCACAUGGUCGUAGUCAUUGACGACAGGGCAGAUGUCUGGCCCAUGAACAGGUCGAACCUGAUCAAGGUCGCCCCCUACGAUUUCUUCCGCGGUAUUGGUGAUAUUAACUCCAGUUUCCUUCCAAAGAGGGAAGAUCUUCUUGCACCUGCCCCGGCCCCCAUUCCCAUGCACACCAACGGGGGGCCAACAGCCAACUCAAACACUUCUGAGCUCGCCGCCACCACACUGGAACACGAGAGACCCAUUGAAGUCUCCGACGAUGAGAACGCAUUGAUUCAAUUGCAAGCACAGGAGCAAGAACGCGAGCUUGAAAAGCAAUUGACCGAACGACCAUUGCUACACUUGCAAGAAGAGCUGGACAAGGAAGACACGGACAUGGAAGAUGCUGCUCCGUCGACUGAAGCUGCUCCAGCACCUGAACAGAAUGGACACGCCGAGAGUCCUGUACACCGCCACAAUCUUCUUCGCGACGAUGAUGAAGAACUAUUUCAUCUAGAGAAGCAUCUCUCUCUUUUGCACCAAAACUUUUACAAUCAGCAUGAGUCUCGCGUUGCGGCUGUUCGCAAGGAGACGGGCUCCAAAGAGAUCACGGCAGAUUCGAUUCCUGAUGUCGGCAAACUACUCGAGUGGAUCAAGAAACGAGUGCUGAGAGGCUGCAGUAUUGCCCUUAGUGGAUUGGUGCCACUUGGAAUUGACGUGCAUCGAUCUGAGCUCGGCCUCCAAAUACAAAGUUUUGGUGGUGAGAUCCGAACACGAAUCAGCAAAAGUGUUACGCAUCUGGUCAUAAGUAGUUCUAGACCACGCACGCAAAAGGUUCGACAAGCGGCGCGCAUACCUUCGAUCAAGAUUGUCAAUCAAGACUGGCUGGCUGGUAGCUUGGCACAGUGGAGGCAACUCGAGGUCGAACCGUUUCUUGUAGAGGUCCACCCGUCGGAUCGUGUCAGCCAUACGCCAGUUGAGGUCGGCGGGAGGGAGAGCGAGAGUCUGAGCCCGCCCCGACCCGAGGAGGGUGAAAAUGGCGAAGAUCCCGAAGAGGAGGCUGUGGACGAGUCCGGUGGAGAUGAUGAGCCCGAUGAAGAUGAGGACGGUGAGGUACAGGACCUCUACGGGGUCAUGCCAACAGAGCUUGAAGACGGCGAGCAAAGUCCAGUUGAUGGUCUCAAGACAAUGGAUUGGGGUGAACUGGACGCCGAACUUGACGAGUUCAUGGGCUCUGACGCCGGCACCGACUCCGAGGUGGACACCGAUUUCGAAGACGCCGAUGCGACUACGACUAAUCGGAAACGGAGACCCGACGAUGAUGAAGAUGAGGGCAGCGCCCUAGCCAAGAAACAAAAGCUGGCCAGAGAUAGGACUACUGGUUUGCGCAAUGUCAAGAAUGCCGCAGAUGAUGGCAACAGAGACGGCAGCAGCUUACCCACACCUAUGGGAACGGGUGAUGAUGAAGAGGACGGUGCUGAUGGGUUUGAUGAGGAUGACAUUGACCUAGAGGCGCAAUUGGAGGCCGAGCUCGCGGCCGAAGCCGACGCAAGUCUAGAGGCAGAGUAG
Messenger RNA from Pestalotiopsis fici W106-1, 2427 nucleotides. RefSeq lists its product as uncharacterized. NCBI's taxonomy places the organism in Eukaryota, Fungi, Ascomycota, Sordariomycetes, Amphisphaeriales, Sporocadaceae. Gene Ontology annotation, molecular function: RNA polymerase II CTD heptapeptide repeat phosphatase activity. The transcript has a single exon. Gene Ontology annotation, cellular component: nucleus. The coding region runs from base 1 to 2427 and encodes 808 amino acids. The record is from RefSeq and is a predicted model, not a curated record.